Messenger RNA from Pseudomyrmex gracilis, 2185 nucleotides. RefSeq names its product ankyrin-3-like. NCBI's taxonomy places the organism in Eukaryota, Metazoa, Arthropoda, Insecta, Hymenoptera, Formicidae. Bases 160 to 2028 code for a protein of 622 amino acids. The transcript is spliced from 7 exons. Gene Ontology annotation, molecular function: protein binding. The record is from RefSeq and is a predicted model, not a curated record.
UACCACAAAACAGUCAUGGACGUAAGAAUAUAUAGACGGAACUUUCUGCUGCGGGGUAGGUGAUAAUAGCGGAAAAUCAAACCUAAAACUUAAACGGAGAAACAACAUAGAAGAGAGAUUUGAGAGAAAAACAGAUGCAAAUUGAGCACUAUUUUUACAAUGGACUAUAUUGAUACAAGCUACACGUUAAUACGUGCAGUUCGUGAAGGAAACCUAGAGAGAGCAAGGGAGAUACUUACUUAUUUUGGACUAUCUUAUUCACAAGCAUGGAAAGAAGGAUAUGUUUUACUUUGUGAUGCUAUUGAGAAUAGACAUACAGAAGUUAUUAAACUACUUUUAACAAAUGGUUCUAAAGUUAACAGCAACACUGACGAAUAUGAUAAUGACGAUCUUGGUACUCCACUUCAUCUUGCUGUUAUAAAUGGUGACAUAGAACUUGUUAAGAUGCUUCUAGACAGAGGUGCUAACGUUAAUGCUGAAACUCAGGAAGGUACAACUUUGCUUCACAAUGCGAUUGUAAAGGAAGAAAUAGAAAUUGCUGAAUUACUUUUAAAUCAUGGAGCUAACGUUAAUGCCAGAGAUAAGUCAGGUGUUACACCACUAUGUCUUGCUGUUAAAAAAAGACAUAUAAGUGGUGUUAAGCUGCUUUUGGACAGAGGUGCUAACGUUAAUGCUGAAACUCGAAAUGGCACAACUCUGCUUCACAAUGCGAUUAACUAUAAGAAUAAGAAAAUUGCUGAAUUACUUUUAAAUCAUGGAGCUAUCGUUAAUGCCAGUGAUAGAUACGGUGUUACACCACUAUAUUUUGCUAUUAAAAGUGGACGUGUAGAUGGUGUUAAGAUGCUGUUGGACAGAGGUGCUAACGUUAAUGCUAAAACUCGGGACGGCACAACUCCGCUUCAUGAUGCUAUUAAAUAUGAGAAAAUAGAAAUUGCUGAAUUACUUUUAAAUCAUGGAGCUAACCUUACUGCUAGUGAUAAGUCAGGUGUUACACCACUGUUCCUUGCUGUUGAAAAAGAAUAUGAAAAAUUUAUUUAUUUCAACAUGAUUUGUGACAGACGUGCUAACGUUAUUGCUAAAACUCGAAAUAGCGCAACAUUGCUUUCUAAUGCUAUUGAAAAUAGGGAAAUAAAAAUUGCUGAAUUACUUUUCAAUCAUGGAGCUAACGUUAACGCCAACGGUGUUACAUUACUGUGGUUUGCUAUUAACAGAGGACAUGUAGAUGAUGUUAAAAUGCUAUUGGACAUAGAUGCUAAUGUUAAUGCUGAAGCUCGGUGGACUGGCAUAACUCCGCUUNAUAUUGCGAUUCAAUAUGAAGAAAUGGAAAUUGCUGAAUUACUUUUAAAUUAUGGAGCUAACGUUAAUGCCAGUGAUAUAUACGGUGUUACACCACUGUGUCUUGCUGCUGAAAAAGAAAAUGUAGAAGUUGUUGCAAUGUUGUUAGACAGAGGUGCUAACAUUAAUGCUAUAUCAUAUAAGGAUUAUAAUGACUUUUCUAGUCGCAUCGUUUGUGUAGAAAUUGCUGAUUUUCUUAAACAGCAUAUAGUUAAGAUAAAAGCUGCAAAUUUAUCCGUAAGUGAACAAUUAUUAUCAAUGAGCAGCAAUUAUGAAAUAAGGGAUUUACAGGAUGAAUGUGAAAAAGAAGUAGCAAUCAUGAAGAAUGAGAAAAUUAGUAAUACUAACAUAUCAUUUUACGAUAUCUUGAUAAAAGAUACAAAUCUAGUAGCAAUAUACAUGAGAAAUGAAAAUGUAGUGCAGGUUUUAAGAUCAGACGAGUAUAAAACAAAAUUUCCAAUAUACUCUAGCAUGAUAAAAAAUCAGUUCAAAAAAGGUAUGAAAAAGAAAGAGUUGCUUGAACAAGGAACUAAAAUUUUCUAUUUUUUCUGUAAAUUUCCUGAGCUACCACUUGAGUGUAUUGAACAAAUAUUUAGUUACCUAAGUGAUAAUGACAUAAGAAUUUUAAUAGAUACUUGUAAGUCUGUUAGUGUCAGUAAUCUUAAUACUGAUAUUAAUGAUGAUAGAAAUUAAUUCAAAUACAUCCAAAGUGCUAUGUGUGUAAGUUAAAGGAAGAACAAACUACUUUAAACAUGAAAUAACAGCUAUAAAAUCUUAAAGAUUAUUGCUGUAUUUUAAAUACAGAUUACUAUCUUAUUUUGAAAUUAUUUUGUUUUUAAGAUUUUAUUUU